UGGAAUAGUUCAUUCGGAUCGGCAAGUUUGUUAUGCUCCAAGAUUAAUGUAUCUAGGCCUGGCAAGGAUUCGCCAAUUUCAUUUGGGAGACGGUUUAUUUUGUUAUGCAAAAGAUUAAUAUAUUUGGUGCUUUUAAAGUUGUACUUGAGCAGCUUAUCGGGCAGUGUUGUGUAAUUAUUUCCGAUAUUCGAGAGUGUCUUCCGAUAUUCAAGACUGUCUUUCGAUAUUCAAGAGUGCAUCACUGCUUCUUGCCAAAGCGAAGCAUGCGAACAGCUCGUUGCCUCCUCGUAGGUUGCUGGAAUGGGCACAUCACUUACAACCAUUGCGCUGAGUAUAUUAAAUUGCUUCCUUGGGCGACUAGGUCUGCCCGUUCUUAGCAAUUUCGAUCUUCCAGGCUCAAUUCGUGGGAUCUGCUCUUCCUCCAGUUUCUUCUUUGCAGUGACCUUCGCACUAAGCCUCUGUCUAACUGUAAAUACCUGCCCAACAUUGCUGAGCUUUCUGCGCUCUCUUUCCUCCUGCCUUCUUCCUUCAACUUUAUACAUGGAAUUUCAAACGUUGGAGGACCGUCGCACGUCUCGAUGGCAACAACAAAAUUCUCAUGGAUCGGGAAAGCAAAACAAUGACUCUGAGCUCGUCAACUAUUGCUAUUCCAAUUCCGGCAAGCUGAUCCAUGCUUUGCCCCUCCGCCAUGCGUGAAUUGAGCUACUUUUUGUAUAGCGAGACUUUGCGCACCGGCCCGCUUGGCUGAUGAACUUCGCGCACCUUAGUCCCUGCCCUCUGCGACGUUGUGCAGUUCGUGAUGUAUCCCACCUGCGAUGCCUUAAAACUUAGCGUAAUCGUUGCCAAUGUCAAUAUUAUCGCCAACAUCAGACUCCAGUAAAUCCCCCGACGCAACUUUCCAUAGAUCCGCAUGCACCAACACCUAUUAAUAUUCAUUAAUGAGGGACUUAACAUAAUUUUCAGCAGUAAUUAAUUAAUUUGC
This is a messenger RNA of Drosophila grimshawi, 982 nucleotides long. RefSeq lists its product as uncharacterized. Bases 301 to 696 code for a protein of 131 amino acids. The record is from RefSeq and is a predicted model, not a curated record. The transcript has 3 exons. Lineage: Eukaryota; Metazoa; Arthropoda; Insecta; Diptera; Drosophilidae.